AUGCACAUACACUACAAGAAUAUGUCUAUGUUCAGUAAAUACAAUACUAGUACUAGUUUUUUAGAUAGCAUAUGUUAUAUACAUUUAUUGUGUGCAGAAAAAUGUCAGUGCCCGAAAAUUUCACUUGGACGCGUAAAAGAACUAGCAGAACGCUUUGAAACUGAAAGUAUAAAAAACCUAAAAUUAUUUAAAAAAUUUGAAACACAAAAUGCUUUAAAGAAAAAACAAAAACAACCCAAAAUUUUUAAAGAAAAAGUUUUAUGUGAAUGUAAACAUGUUAGUGUUCUAGAGAAAGUAAAAUAUUAUGAAAAAAUAAUAAAUAAUAAAUAA
This is a messenger RNA of Vairimorpha ceranae, 330 nucleotides long. RefSeq lists its product as hypothetical. The coding region runs from base 1 to 330 and encodes 109 amino acids. The record is from RefSeq and is a predicted model, not a curated record. NCBI's taxonomy places the organism in Eukaryota, Fungi, Microsporidia, Nosematidae. The transcript has a single exon.